UUAGUUAACCUAAAAAACUCGUGAAGGAUUAAAAAAAAAAAAUACAGACAUAGCAUUCACAUAGGCGAAUGCAUAUAUUUCAACUGGAUAUUUGCUCCUAAGGAGCUCCAGACUAUUUUCACACCGAAUCCUUUCCCAGGACAUCUUCUGCUAUUCUUUUUCACGAAGCGCCGGUGUCGCCAAUGUGUGACAUGUUAUUUGCAUGACUCUUAGCGAACCGUGUAGAAUGACUUUAUGGCUUUUGUUUUCAGAAUGAACCCCCGGGGAAUUCGGGGUUAUUUCCCCAAGAACGAAAUUGCCUUCCACGCAGGAAUGCCUUGAUCCAAUUUCGCGGACUCCGGCUCAGGGAUAACGGACAAAGUCGCUGCCAUGGGCCCGUGCCAACUCUUUGCGUCUUUAAUUACGUCCACGUUCUAUCACAUGCUCUCUACAACCGCUUGGUCUGUCAAUAACUUCCUGAUGACAGGACCAAAGGCCUACCUCAUAUACACGAGCAGCGUGCAGGCCGGCGCGCAUAGCGGCAUGCAUGAGUGCAAACGGCAGUUCGAAUGGGACAGGUGGAAUUGUCCGGAGACCCCCCUGCAGCUGUCCACCCAUAACGGACUCCGAGGCGCCACCAGAGAAACGUCUUUUGUCCACGCCAUAAGCGCAGCCGGGGUGAUGUACACUCUCACUAAGAAUUGCAGCCUGGGGGACUUCCAUAACUGCGGCUGCGACGAUACGAAGGUUGGACAAUCUGGUGGAAGGGGGUGGAUUUGGGGCGGCUGCAGCGAUAACGUGGAAUUUGGGGAAAAGGUUUCCAAAGAGUUUGUGGAUGCCCUGGAGACAGGCCAUGAUUCACGAGCCGCAGUUAACCUGCAUAACAACGAGGCUGGGAGACUGGCGAUUAGGGACACGAUGAAGCGAUCCUGCAAGUGCCAUGGGGUGUCUGGAAGCUGCAGCAUCCAGACCUGCUGGCUGCAGCUCUCCGAUUUUAGGGACGUCGGCAACUACCUGAAGGUGAAGCACGACCAGGCGCAGAAAUUUGAGAUUGACAAGCGGAGGAUGCGCGCCGGGAACAGCGCGGAUAGCAGAGGCGAUGCGGUCAGCACCAUCGCGCGGACAGAGCUGAUCUAUCUGGAGGACUCCCCGGAUUACUGCAGGAGGAACGCGAGCCUGGGUCUGUACGGCACGGAGGGCAGGGAGUGUCUGCAAAGCGGGAAAAACCUGUCUCAGUGGGAGAGGAGGAGCUGUCGGAGGCUGUGCCACGACUGCGGCCUGAAAGUGGAGGAGAGGCGAACCGAAACCGUCAGCAGCUGCAACUGCAAAUUCCACUGGUGUUGCACGGUCAAAUGCGAAAAAUGCACCCAGGUGGUGACGAAGCAUUUUUGCGCUCGCAGGGACAGGAGCCGCAGGCCUGCAAACAGCACGCGGAGACGAAACCGCGUGCACGACGGCUGAUGUUCCCAAACGCUCGAGACAGCAGACAAUAAAUCAUGUACGUUGCCAACAUUUGAAAAAAUGUUUUCAUGGCGUUUUCACAAACGCACUCCAGGAUGCUGGAACCAUGGAUUCCUAUAGACUCUGGGUUUACCAUUUAAAUAUGCCACCAUGCCUCUGUCUCAUAACAUUAAGUUAAAUAUGUAUUUUCACAGUCUACUGAAUGUUUUAUUGUUCUUUAUUCACUCCCAAUGUUAUGCACUUUUGGACUACAGUAACACGAACGAUUAUUCUUUGUAAUGUAUAUGAAUGCGUUUUUUACUUUUAUCUGCACGAGCACGACCAUGCACAAACUUCCUGCAUGCUCACGUUCACUCUUCGAUGGACUGUAAAAUAUAAUUUAUAAAAAGGCAUCUUGUGAAUGUUUUUGGUUUUAUGUAGUGAACAGCUAGUAUAUAUAAGUCAUGAGAUAUCAGUUUAAAUGCGACGGUCACAUAUAUUUUUGUAAUGUGAACUCCAGAUUAAAUGCUAAGAAAUGAAAAUCAUCCUGGAAUAGGUUAUCUUUGUGUCAUGUUUCCUUAAAUACAGUCUCAUUGGUUUAUUA
This is a messenger RNA of Anguilla anguilla (European eel), 2023 nucleotides long. RefSeq names its product protein Wnt-8a-like. Lineage: Eukaryota; Metazoa; Chordata; Actinopteri; Anguilliformes; Anguillidae. Gene Ontology annotation, biological process: canonical Wnt signaling pathway; cell fate commitment; multicellular organism development. Gene Ontology annotation, cellular component: extracellular region. The record is from RefSeq and is a predicted model, not a curated record. Gene Ontology annotation, molecular function: cytokine activity; frizzled binding. Bases 370 to 1440 code for a protein of 356 amino acids. The transcript is spliced from 7 exons.